UGCAAGAUGCUGGUGGAGAGCGGGCGCGCGGCGCUGGCGCUGGGAGGCGGCGGUACGGGCAGCCCCCUGGACCUCGCUUGCUUCUAUGCCUCGUCCCCGCGCUCCAGCGAGGGCAGCUGCUCGCCUACCCGCUCCGCGCCCGCCUCGCCCGGCUCGGGCUCGGGCUCGGGCUCGGGCUCCGACUGCGAGGCGGCGGGCGGGCAGCGACGCGCCGUUGAACACCACAUGGGGGGAGGAAGGCAGCACAAAGGACCUUUCCAAGGGGUUCGUGUGAAGAACUCGGUGAAAGAGCUUCUCUUGCACUUCAGAAGCAGCAGACAGAUGUCUACAGGCUAUGUUCCUGAUGACUGCAAGGUACAAGAAGGGUUACUGAACUACGAUCAGUAUACAGAGUUGAAGAACUUGCUAGCUCACAGUGUCAAAAGAAAGGCUUCUGAGCCCCUCUGUGAUGGACCUGCUUACAAACGGCCAGCCAGUGCCCAGCCUCAUCUCCUGACACCACCACAGACACCAACCUCUGUUGAUAACAUGGAGGAUGCACACAAAAAUGAAUCAAAGCACGAUAGCAAUACUGACCUGCUUCAGAACAUUAUAAAUAUUAAGAAUGAGUCGAGUCCAGUUUCUCUGAACACGGUGCAGGUUAGCUGGCUGCACUCUAUUUCUAACCAUAACUCGCCUGGAGAGCGCUAUCAAGACAGUUCAGGAACACAGGCUUUCUCUCCACCCCAGAAGUAUCAAACAUUCCAAGACAGCAGUUCCCAACAAAUGUUGGAUGCUCCCCAGAACUACCAGUUUGCUCCCUCACAGGCCCAGGAUUUGUCUCAGAAUUAUACUCGGGAUCCUUCACUGGAAUACAGGCCAGUUUCUGGCAAAGUCCAGUCUCUGGCCUACCAGCAAAAUGCUUUUGAAAGUCGUGAACUGCGGUAUUGCCCAACCCAGAGUUUCUCAUCUCUCUUGAAUGGUUCUGAAGGCUCAGAGAAUAUGACUUUUCCGCUGCAGCCUCUUGCAAAUGCCCAUGAGCAACUUGACAUCAGCACCCAUGCUCAGAACUUCAGCCUGGCACCAAGUAAUAUCUGUGGUACUCUUGGUGGAAAUGGUACAUCUCUGGCUACUCUGAAUGUCUCUCUACAGCACACAGGUAUCAGAAACACUGCACAGCUGGGCAAGUCCUUCUUUCAGUGGCAGGUGGAACAGGAGGAAAACAAGCUGGCCAACCUCUCUCAGGACCAGCUCCUUGCCAAAGACUCAGAUGGUGACACGUUCCUUCAUAUUGCUGUUGCACAGGGCCGGAGGGCUCUUUCCUUCGUUCUUGCAAGAAAGAUGGCUGCUCUGCACAUGCUGGAUAUUAAAGAACACAAUGGCCAGAGUGCCUUUCAGGUGGCGGUAGCUGCCAACCAGCAUCUCAUUGUACAGGACUUGGUUGGUCUAGGGGCUCAAGUGAACACCACUGACUGCUGGGGCAGGACACCACUGCAUGUUUGUGCUGAGAAGGGGCAUGCCCAGGUCCUUCAGGCAAUCCAGAAAGGAGUCUUGGAAAAUAGCCAGUACGUGGACCUUGAGGCAACAAACUAUGAUGGUUUGUCAGCUUUGCACUGUGCGGUACUAGCCCACAAUGCUGUGGUGCAUGAACUCCAGAACCGUCAGCCUCCUCACUCCCCAGAGGUUCAGGAACUUCUAUUGAGAAACAAGAGUCUGGUAGACACCAUCAAGACUCUGAUCCAAAUGGGAGCUUCUGUUGAAGCAAAAGAUCGUAAGAGUGGUCGCUCAGCUCUGCACCUAGCAGCAGAAGAAGCCAAUGUGGAGCUUAUUCGUCUCUUUCUGGAGCUGCCCAACAGCCUGUCUUUUGUUAACGCAAAGGCGUACAAUGGCAACACAGCACUUCAUGUGGCUGCCAGCCUGCAGUAUCGGAUGACCCAGUUGGAUGCAGUUCGUCUGCUGAUGAGAAAGGGAGCUGAUCCCAGUGCUAGGAACCUGGAGAAUGAGCAGCCAGUUCAUCUGGUUCCUGAUGGCUCUGUAGGAGAACAGGUAAAAGAAACUCCAAACCUUUCAGAUUUUUCUAUUGAGUUGAGUGGCCAUGAGUAGAUUUUUUUUUUUUGUUUGCUAGAAGUCCUUCUUUCUAGCAAUAUUAAAUUCUGUGAAGCAGUAUCAUAGAUGCUUCUGAGUUAGGGGAACAGAAUAGCUUGACUGAUUAGGACUAUUCUCAAUCAAAGGCAGGGUAGAACAGUUAACCAUAUCUCUGCUCAUUCAGAAUAGGACAGCUGAUAACAGUUUUCUCCUUGCAACUUCUUGGUCUUACAUGCUAAUAUGUAAAACUAAAAAACAGUUAAAAAGCUGGAGUUGAAUUAUUUGGGACUAACAAGGCUAGUAACAUACAUAGUAAUCACCUAAUCUUAGUUUUUGGAAUGAUCCCUGAAUGUUCAGAGAAGUAAAUUGAGUGUGUUUGCAAAAAGUAUUUAUUUCCAAAGAAAUGCAUGGAAAAUUACAGAUACCCAGUUUGUUUACAAAAUGGGUAAACAAAUCUGAGAGAGAUCCCAAAGAGAAAUGGCAAGCUUUUUAAUUUCAAUGUUGUGUAUAAAUAUAGUAUGUCAGAGUUGAUGCAAGUAACUUGACAAUUCUGUGCAUUUAUUUUACAUAUCAAGAACUUUCAUAGAAUCGGCCAUUAGGCAUUUUUUAACGUUAUAAGGUCACAAUGCAAGACAAGACGCUUACUGUGCAGUAGUAAUGAGCUACUGUGUAAUAAGCAUCACCAGGCAACCAUGCUGGGACGCUAUUGCGCAGAAACGUUGGUUACUGUGCAGUCAUUUGGUACUUGGUUAUGCAAGUACUAAAUGACUGCAGUAACAACCACGCAGCAGGCAUCUCAUGUAGAUGUGCCUAGUAUAUGCGAAAACAAGAAUCUAGCUCUUUGCUUAUGAAUAUGGGGUAGGCCAUAAAAAAAAAAAAAAAAAAAUGCUAGUGUUGUGAUAAAUUUUAGAGUCCAAGUAAUAAAUCAGGGCUGUGCUGAACUAGGUACUGUACAUUUAUUCAUACCAAAGAGAUGACCCUUGCCCUGAAAAGUUUACAGUCUAAUCAAGUAAUUCCGAUCUCAGUUACAGUGGUAAAAAUCAUGUCAUUUUAAGGCAAUUCACUUGUACAACUGAAAUCGGAAUCUAAGCUGAUAGCAUUGCUUUUAUGAGUGCACAAGUUUGAGCCUUUAGCGGGUGAAUACUGAUCUUUGUCUCUUUUUCAGAUAAGACGGAUCCUGAAGGGGAAGGCUAUUCAGCAGAGAGCCUCGCCAUAUUAGACUCCAUGUGUCUUGGAGUUCUCAUCGCUUACACUCACUGUCAGUUAGGCAGUCCUAAUGUAUUUGUAAAUAGACCAUUUGCCUGGUGGAGGCAAAUGUUAGUUGUUUCCAUGAAACAAAAGUAUUUAGUUCACUAUCAUAUAGUGGGUUAUAAUUAAAAUAAAUAAAUAAAUCCAAAUUCCUCUGAGCAGGUGGGAAUGUUUGAUUCCCAGGUAUACGGAACCUUUGUCUGGAUACUUGGACCCAAUAUCAGUGGUAAAACUGACUUACUUAACAGCAGAUAAUAUGGUAUCUGGGCACAGACAAUUGUAUUAUGUUGUUUGUUUUUGUGUUUAAUUUUUUUGGUUUUUUUUGCAUUUAGCUAGAUUUGAUAGAUGGCAAUAUUUUUAUUUGUUUUUGUCUUUUUUUAAUUACACAUAAAUAUUAACUUCUAGAAAAAUCUAAUAUUUUAAAACUAAAAGACCUAUUUAUAUACCUUUUUGUAGUCCUCCCCCCCCCCCAGGUUCCAUGGCAGUACUGUGUAUAAUCAAAGGCAUUAUCAUGCAGUUGCAUAGACCUAGUGGUUUGUUCCAGUUUCAAGUAUUUCUAGUUUUGAGCUUUUGGAUUGUGCUCAUGGAAUUCUGAUUUUUAUGCUGGUAGAAAUCGGAUUAAUUUAAUUGUGUGAAUGAUUAAUUGUCAGUGCUAUAGUAUUGGCAGGAUCAAUUGUCAAUGGUACUUAUUUGCAGAAAGCUAUUGUAGUUUAAAGCAAAUGAUGAGUUGUAAUGGGAUAAUUAUAAGCAUGAUACUGAUCCUGUUGACAUCAAUGGGGACAGAAUCAAAUCCUAUUUUCUUGCACCAGGACAGGUUUUUCUUUAAUCAAAGCAGUAGACUGUGGAGGAGAAAAUAUCCCUCUGUACAUAAUUUUCUUUAAUGAGGAUGAGUGUGGUUCUGAUUUCAGCAGCUCGUGCACACAUUUGGGUGUAAAUACAUGCUUAGAUCGCUUCCAUUUUGGGAAAGUACUGAUAGAUGUCAGUGGAACUUAAGCAUGUAGUUUAGAUUACCUUGCUAAAUCAGACCCUUUUCUCCUAGGGGAGAAUACUACCAUCUCCUAAACAGAUUUAUUCUUGUAUUGAUGUUUUUACCUUAUAGGUAUAGUGAUAAUUGAAUAAUAUUUGAAGCAAACACAGGUAUUUUUCAAUAAUUAUUCUGGCUCUUAUUGCAACAUGUUUAUUAAUGAUGCUGUAUAAACACGUUUGAUCAAAGAGAAUGUCCUGUGUUGAUCCCUCAAAGUUACCUGGGAUGUACUUCAUUUCAGUUGAUUCUUUGUAUGUUCUCUUUGUUCUCUAGCUGUUCUUGCAUCAUGUGUGAUUCUUGUCCAUAGCUGUGUAAUUAACCUGGCAUAAUCUGAUCACGUUGUUUAUUGAAAGUAUGUCUUGUAGACAAGAUAAUUGGGAAAUCUGAUAACCUUGAGCAGAGCUGUGAUGCAUGCUUUAAAGAUAUCAUGUACAGUUUUGAAUAAACUUCUUAAUUCAAAGUU
Alligator mississippiensis (American alligator) is the source of this 4799-nucleotide messenger RNA. RefSeq names its product NFKB inhibitor zeta (gene NFKBIZ). Gene Ontology annotation, molecular function: POU domain binding; DNA binding. Lineage: Eukaryota; Metazoa; Chordata; Crocodylia; Alligatoridae. The record is from RefSeq and is a predicted model, not a curated record. The transcript is spliced from 11 exons. Gene Ontology annotation, cellular component: nucleus. Gene Ontology annotation, biological process: regulation of gene expression. The coding region runs from base 7 to 2082 and encodes 691 amino acids.